UAUGGAGCCUACCGUGUCUCCAAUGACAGACGGGAUGUCAAAGUGUCAUUGCUUACAGCUUUCUUCCUGGCCAUGAUAAUGGGUUUGAGAUUCAAGAGGUCCAAGAAAAUAAUGCCUGCUGGCCUGUUUGCAGGCUUAAGAAAACCACGCGGUUGCUGCCAUGGCGGGGAAGCCAGUCCUUCACUACUUCGAUGGCCGGGGAAGAAUGGAGCCUGUCCGGUGGCUCUUGGCUGCAGCUGGAGUGGAGUUUGAAGAGAAAUUUCUGAAAACUCGGGAUGACUUGGCAAGGUUAAGAAAUGAUGGGAGUUUGAUGUUCCAGCAAGUGCCCAUGGUGGAGAUUGACGGAAUGAAGCUGGUGCAGACCAAAGCCAUUCUCAACUACAUUGCCUCCAAAUACAACCUCUAUGGGAAGGACAUGAAGGAGAGAGCCAUCAUUGACAUGUAUGCGGAAGGUGUGGCGGAUCUGGAGUUAAUGGUUCUCUAUUUCCCCCAUAUGCCCCCUGGGGAGAAAGAUGCAGCCCUUGCCACAAUCAAAGACAAAGCACAAAACCGUUACUUCCCUGCCUAUGAGAAGGUGUUGAAGAGCCACGGACAAGAUUAUCUCGUUGGCAACAGGCUGAGCAGGGCUGAUGUUUACCUGGUUGAACUUCUCUACCAUGUGGAAGAGCUGGAUCCCAGUGCUUUGGCCAACUUCCCUCUGCUGAAGGCACUGAGAACCAGAGUCAGCAACCUCCCAACAGUGAAGAAGUUUCUUCAGCCUGGCAGUCAGAGGAAGCCGUUUGAUGAUGCGGAAUGCGUAGAAUCAGCCAAGAAGAUUUUCAGUUAAAUCAGGUGGAUAUGGAUGGAUAGCAGCCACCAGGCAAGCCUUCUAAAGCUUUGCAACAAUGAAGUGUUUUCAUUAAAUGUUGAUCCUGGCUGGGCAGGGGUGGCCCACACCUUUAAUCCCAGCACUUGGGAGGCAGAGGCAGGAGGAUCUCUGUGGCUUCGAGGCCAGCCUGGACUACAAAGUGAGUUUCAGGACAGGUGCCAAAGCUACACAGAGAAAGCCUGUCUCAAAAAACAAAAACAAACAAAGUUGAUCCUGCUGAUUGUGAAGUUAACGUCUUUUCUAGGGUUUGUGCAUGAAUUCAAGUACUUAUGACAAGUGGGGAUUUGCUGGGAUGCUAUUUGGUUGUCGUCAAAAUUGAAAUCAUAAUCACUUCCUAGGAUGUUUCCUUGAAUUUCAAUAAAAUAGGGCAGGCUUACUCUCUGCCUGUUGACCAGA
This is a messenger RNA of Mesocricetus auratus (golden hamster), 1264 nucleotides long. Its product is annotated as glutathione S-transferase A3. The transcript is spliced from 8 exons. The record is from RefSeq and is a predicted model, not a curated record. The coding region runs from base 161 to 826 and encodes 221 amino acids. Gene Ontology annotation, biological process: glutathione metabolic process; xenobiotic metabolic process. Gene Ontology annotation, cellular component: cytosol; extracellular exosome. Gene Ontology annotation, molecular function: glutathione transferase activity. NCBI's taxonomy places the organism in Eukaryota, Metazoa, Chordata, Mammalia, Rodentia, Cricetidae.